Molecule: messenger RNA, 3358 nt
Organism: Betta splendens (Siamese fighting fish)
Lineage: Eukaryota; Metazoa; Chordata; Actinopteri; Anabantiformes; Osphronemidae
Gene: gfod2
Product: glucose-fructose oxidoreductase domain containing 2
Exons: 4
Coding region: 550-1704 (384 amino acids)
Molecular function (GO): nucleotide binding
Source: RefSeq, a predicted model, not a curated record
AGUCACUAUGUAUGUUUUUGUGAUGUUUGUCCUUUGUUUAUUCCUAUUUAUUUACUAUUGUGUAAUUUCGUUUUCCCGUUAACUGUACAAUCAGAGAAGCAGCUUCAGGCUCAUACGGCGUUUAUGUGGAGCUGAGAGCUCACUUCCGGGUACGUCUCACUUCCUUCAUCCACUGCUGCGGACCCAUCUCCAGCCUCCGCAGCGUCUCUGGUUCCUCUCAGUCCAUUCGUUGUUGCUCAAGUUACCAUUAGCAACUGGGCACCACCCGGCUCAAGUGGCGCUACUGAUGUCCUCGUAAAUACAGCAGGCUGUCAGUGGUGCUUGACGUGGGAGGGAACUGCUGUCAGCCUGAUCAAUAUGGUUGUCCACUGUUUGUUUAAGACCCGACGGCGUGCGACGCUAACGUCCUAUUAUUUCAGACGUAAUUCACCAUCGGUUUGACAAGUGAGACCGGUAACCUCUUUCACCUUUAAAGGCACUGGCAUACAACUCACCAAAGACGCCUGGUAUGCCUUCAUCAUACGUAGCCUCACACUGAGUGGCACUGACAUGUUGCCAGGGGUCGGGGUGUUUGGCACGGGGAGCACAGCCCGAGUGCUGGUCCCGCUGCUAAAAGCUGAGGGCUUUGAGGUUCAUGCCCUUUGGGGGCGAAGCGAAGAGGAAGCCUGCUGCCUGGCAAAGGAGCUGGGCAUCCCAUUUCACACCAGUCGAUCUGAUGACGUCCUGCUGCACCAAGAGGUCGACCUUGUGUGCAUCUAUAUUCCACCCUCAAUGACGAGACAAAUUGCUGUCAAAGCACUAGGUAUUGGAAAGAAUGUUGUGUGUGAGAAAGCUGCAACAGCUGUAGAUUCAUUCAAGAUGGUGACUGCGGCCAGAUAUUAUCCCCAGCUGCUGAGCAUUAUGGGUAAUACCCUGCGCUUCCUGCCAGCAUUUGUUGCUAUGCGCCAGCUGCUUUUGGAGGGAUAUGUUGGUGAAAUACAGGUGUGUGACGUCCGCGUCUACGGCCCGAGCCUCCUGGACGAGUCGUACGGCUGGACCUGUGAGGAUCUGAUGGGAGGAGGCGGCCUGCACACUGUCGGCUCCGCCAUCAUUGACCUUCUAAGUUAUCUGACUGGUGCACGAGCCCAUCGGGUCCACGGGUUGCUGCGGACCUUUGUGCAGCAAAACGGUUUAAUCCGAGGAAUCCGCCGUGUCACUAGUGAUGAUUUCUGUUUCUUCCAGAUGUUAAUGAACAGUAAUGGGUCCACCUCUUCUGGCGUGUGUUGCACCGUGACCCUUAACUUUAACAUGCCAGGGUCGUUUGUGCAAGAAGUCAUGGUAGUCGGAUCCUCUGGGAGGUUGGUUGCCAGGGGGACAGAACUGUACGGUCAACGCAACGGGAGUAAAAGUGAGGAGCUGCUUCUAGACGACAGUGGGUGGGUGGGGCCGAAUGUGAAGGACAUGCCCUCUCCUCACCUGCGAGGGCUGAGCUCCAUGGUAACGGCACUGAGACAGUCUUUCCAGGCUCACGAGGAGCGCAGGUCAUGGGCGCGAGGACCUGUCGUGAUGGCGCCAACGUUCGAGGACGGCCUGUAUGUGCAGACGGUGGUCGAGGCCGUGAAACGGUCCAGCUGCAGCGGAGAAUGGGAGUGUGUUGAGAUCAUGAGUCAGGAGCCGGAUCCAAACCACAAUCUGUGUGAGGCUCUGCACAGGAAUAAGAACUAAAUCUAUAUUUACACCCAGUGCAUCAACUAGAAGUCUGACAAAACUGGGCUUUGAAUGUUUCUCCUUUAACUCAGCUGCUCUGGCAGUUUACGUGACACAUGACUACUUUGCUUUUUCACAUAUAGAAUACUUUGUUGGUAACAUAGCUAUGUUGUAGAUGUGUGUAUACGUAUGGUUAUGAUUUGUUUAGACACUACAUUUGUCCCAGCUCCAUUAUUCUGCUAUUCCCACCAGCCAAUUUUAGUUUGCCAUUUGUUGGUUUGAUUCAUACACUGAGGACAAACACUUACUGUAGGUUUACAGUCAUCAUACUGUAUGAAUGUCUUUUAAUGUCUGACGUUAAGCAGAUGAUGGUAAAGUGUCAGCACCUUUUAUUUUGAAAGGAAAAUAAUUCAGGCAUGAAUGAACAUUUGACUAACAAAAUAUUUUCAUUGUUUUGUUCUGGGGAAUUCAAAUGUUGCUUCCCUUGAUUUCUGUAGGAUUCAGGCUAAAUAUCAUGGAGCUGUGCAGAGGUGACCUUGUUUUUAUGUUACUACUACUUUUUUACUUUAGGAAUGUAUAAUAAGUGUCUUUUUAGAUAGCUUAAUGAUGUCAUAUACCAGGGAUUUAUCAGAAUAAGCUAUAUCAACAACGGAAUUUUUAGCAUUUCCUCUCAAAAGUCAGAUACUUCAGAUCAUUUAACUUAAAUGUCUUGACGUUAGAAAGAAGCUGCAGAAUGUUUUCUGCUGAAUGGACAAAGCAGCAUUAGUGAAACUAACCAGGACAUAAACCAGGUAUGGAAAAUCUGAGGUGAAGUGAAUUAGGCCUCUGAGGGAUUUACUGUAUAGGGAUGUUUUUCCCCUGUCUUCCACUGUCGAAACCUGGCACCAGUUUUAAUCUAAUUGUCCUCUGAAACUGCCUUUCCACAAGAAAACUACCUACAUUUAGCAGCUGCCUGACAAGCUCAAACAUAGAUAUUAUGUGGAGCACUGAACUGAAUCUUGCAAAAGAGAAAUACAAGCUUUUAGAUAAAAUGUUGUGUGUGUAAAAAAUGUUUACUUAUGUUAAUUAUCAGAGUAAUUUUACAUUUCUAUCCUCAAACCUUACUGAUAUUUUUGUUGAGUUGAACCACUGGAUUUGACAUGUGUCAAAGUUUAAAUGUGUCAUUUUAUCAUGCUCAGAUCAAGAGUUAGUGUUUUAACAGUUCAUUUCUGUUAAAAAGGAUUUAGGAAACAAGCAAUGUCUGUUGUGAUUGGUUUCUUCCUGUCUUAGUCCCACAUAUGUAUGACACGCUUACCUCACGCUGACGCUAACCCAGUGCUUUAUAAAAACACUUAAAUCAAGUUUACAUAGUAGUUUAUAUAAUGCACCACAUUCGCUCACCAUCUAUUAAAAUAAGUUCCACCUGAGUUUUAACAUUUUGUCUUUUUUGCACUGAUAAAAGGCUGCAUAUUUAAUAUGCAGUGCGAGUCAGCUCACUGCAAAAUGAAAUUAACAUUUGUCUAUGAGAGGUUUCUAUUUAUUUGGUCUUGCUGUGGGGCAGUUUCCUGUCAAUAGGUCUCGUCAGUGUUGGUCUUCAUCCUGUGAAUUUCUGUUCUGUUUUAACAGGUGUUUUUAAGUUGCGAAACUGCUGUUCAUCUGUUUGACAGAUCAUUUAAUAAAUACAAUUUCUUCA